Molecule: messenger RNA, 1026 nt
Organism: Polychytrium aggregatum
Lineage: Eukaryota; Fungi; Chytridiomycota; Chytridiomycetes; Polychytriales
Exons: 2
Coding region: 88-666 (192 amino acids)
Biological process (GO): response to salt stress; protein complex oligomerization; protein folding
Source: RefSeq, a predicted model, not a curated record
AUCCAGAGACACCACCAUCCAGAGACACCACCAUCCAGAGACACUAUCCAGACACCACCAUCCAGACACCAGCAAUCCACCCCAGCCAUGUGCACCAGAGUCCCGAUCUUCUACUACUACACCGUCGACGGCACCAACACCGCACACAAGGAGUACGACUACCGUCCCGCAUACGAUGUCGUCGAGCGGCCGGACUCGUACGAGAUCUUUGUUGAUCUCCCUGGUGUCAAGAAGGGAAGCAUCUCCCUGAGCACCGAGAAGGACCUCCUUGUUCUCCAAGGCGAGCGGACCCGCAUUCCAACCGAGUCGGCCGUGCCAACAACCCCCUCGACCGACACCAACUCGGGCGAGCCGGCAGCCACUUCAACCGCCAGUGCCGCACACGAGGAGUUUGUGCAUGUCCACGACGAUCCCGCCGAUGCCACCGAUACCAUCCAUGCCACCGAUGCCACCGGUGCCAGCACAUCCAGAGCCACACAGCCCGCCGAGCGCAAGUCUGUGUUCCUGAUCUCAAAGCGAUCCUUUGGCAAGUUCCAGCUCAAGCUGCGGUUCAACCAAGACGCCAACUUUGAGACGGCCGUCGCCAGCCUGGACGAGGCCGGAGUGCUCAAGAUUGCCAUCCAGAAGCGGGCCGAGGCCGUCAGCCGCCCGAUCCCGAUCCGCUGAGGAGCACCCAGCGGUCCGCUGAGACUCAGCAAUUCGACAAUGCCGCGGUCGCUGACGAUGGCCCGGCCGUCCGCCCGACUGGCAAUUUCGCGUGGGCUGGUUUGGGACAUGAUUGUCUGACUGAGUCCGUUCCAGAUGCGAUCAUUUCGGAUUCGGAUGCGAUCAUUUCGGCUUCGGAUGCGAUCAUUUCGGCCCAGAUGCGAUCAUUCCAGUUUGUCUCCAAUGUUCUGCAUCGCAUUACACUGUCAUCUUGACAGAACACCUUCAUGCAGCCUCCUUCUCACCGACACUGGCCAGACAGCCAGACUUGAUGUACAUGCCGCUGGAUAUGUAUCCAGAAUAAACAGAAUCGAUCUUGCA